CCCCCUGUGCCAGCCCAAUAGACUGAUGAGUUAUUGUCAUGUAAAAGCGAAGGCAAUAAGACCACCGCUUUGCUAUUGUCCAAGUGGAAACAGCCAAGUUUAUUAUGAGGACUAUAUGCUCUAGAGACCUGAGGCAAGGCAGCUCAUAGGAGGCAUUUUGAUAAAACUAAGCUCUCCUCUUAGAAAGAAGCCCAGUUUAAAGCAGACUCUGUGCUGUGCACAUCUACCCACCAAAGGCACCUUCUCUUUCUCUCUCUCUCUCUUUCUCUUUUCUCAUUCUUUUUUUGGCCAGAUAUCCAGAGCCUUUUCAAUGUAUAAAAUGGAAUAUUCUUACCUCAAUUCUUCUGCCUACGAGUCGUGUAUGGCUGGUAUGGACACUUCAAGCCUUGCUUCAGCUUAUGCUGACUUCAGUUCUUGCAGCCAGGCGAGUGGAUUCCAAUAUAAUCCUAUAAGGACCACAUUCGGGGCCAGCUCGGGAUGCCCAUCUCUAACUCCAGGAUCCUGCAGCCUUGGAACUCUUAGGGACCAUCAGAGCAGUCCAUAUGCAGCAGUACCAUACAAGUUGUUCACGGAUCACGGCGGCCUGAACGAAAAGCGGAAACAGAGACGGAUACGGACCACUUUCACCAGCGCUCAGUUGAAGGAACUGGAGCGUGUGUUUGCAGAGACCCACUACCCGGAUAUUUACACACGCGAAGAGCUGGCUCUGAAGAUAGACCUUACCGAGGCCAGAGUGCAGGUUUGGUUUCAGAACCGGCGGGCUAAAUUCCGCAAACAGGAGCGAGCGGCGGCGGCGGCGGCUGCAGCGGCCAAGAGCAGCGGCUCGGCCAAGAAAUCCGACCUGCGCCCCGAGGACGACAACAAGGACUCGAAACCGGCCGACCCGGACAGCACGGCUCCGGGCAGCUGCGUGCCAACCCCGGGCACCGGCGGCGGGGUGUCUGGCAGCGGGGCAGGGGGAGGGGUGUCAUCUUUGAUGGAAAUACCAGAGACGACAGAAGCAGAACUGUGA
This is a messenger RNA of Chiloscyllium plagiosum (whitespotted bambooshark), 1012 nucleotides long. RefSeq names its product paired like homeobox 2Bb (gene phox2bb). Gene Ontology annotation, biological process: enteric nervous system development; regulation of transcription by RNA polymerase II. The record is from RefSeq and is a predicted model, not a curated record. Lineage: Eukaryota; Metazoa; Chordata; Chondrichthyes; Orectolobiformes; Hemiscylliidae. Gene Ontology annotation, molecular function: RNA polymerase II transcription regulatory region sequence-specific DNA binding; DNA-binding transcription factor activity, RNA polymerase II-specific.